This is a messenger RNA of Thalassophryne amazonica, 1398 nucleotides long. Its product is annotated as C-X-C chemokine receptor type 5. Gene Ontology annotation, cellular component: membrane. Gene Ontology annotation, biological process: immune response; G protein-coupled receptor signaling pathway. The coding region runs from base 164 to 1357 and encodes 397 amino acids. Gene Ontology annotation, molecular function: G protein-coupled receptor activity. Lineage: Eukaryota; Metazoa; Chordata; Actinopteri; Batrachoidiformes; Batrachoididae. The record is from RefSeq and is a predicted model, not a curated record. The transcript has 3 exons.
CUUAAUAUAAACAUUUAGCAGGUUCUUGUUGUUUUAACCUUUUACAGCACUGCAUAUGUAGAUCAGUAAUAUUUUGUACAUUAAGUGUUUUUCUAACAGUGAUAAUACUGCAGUAUCCUGGGCUUACUGAACUACAUUUGCAUGCUUUUUAUGGAAAGCCUUUAUGUAUUUUGAACUUUUUUUUUCCACCACAAAAACAUGUACAAGAACCAGCAUUCACAGGAAGUGCAGACACAUUUCAAUACUGCUGUCUCCUGUCAAGUGUGCAUCACUUACCCUCAUGGAACUAAUAAUAGAUGUGCCUGAGCUUGGAGAGGCCACAACUGUCAAUUACUCCGACUACGGCACAGAGUACGAGUGCAGCCAUGAGACCCAAGGAACGACCUUUAACACCGUGUUCCAGGUGGUAUUCUACAGCUUCCUGUUUCUGCUGGGUAUGGCAGGAAAUGGCCUGAUGAUGAUGGUGCUGCUGCGCCGUCGGCACGCCUUACGCAUCACUGAGAUCUACCUACUUCAUCUGGCCAUGACUGAUCUCAUGCUCCUUUUGACGUUUCCCUUUGACCUGGUUGAGAUUACCAGAGGAUGGCUGUUUGGAGAGUUUCUCUGCAAGCUGGUGGGUCUGCUGCAAACCCUGAACCUCCUGUGUGGAAGUUUCCUUCUAGCUUGCAUAGGGUUUGAUCGCUAUCUGGCAAUUGUUUAUGCUAUUCCUAGUAUGCAAAGACGUUGCCCGAGAACCGUACACUUUGCAUGCAUUGUACUUUGGCUGAUCUGUUUCGGUUUAUCAAUCCCUAAUGUUGUGUUUCUCUCCGUGAAGACAGACACGCCAACAAAUUCAAGCAGGCUGACCUGCUAUUACCAUGAUUACGAUAUUCAUGCAAACAACUGGGUUUUGGCCAACAGAAUCUUAAAUCCUGUGUAUUUUUUCUUACCCAUGUCUGUCAUGACCUACUGUUACGCAGCCAUUGUAGUCACUCUGCGCAAAAGCCAGAAAAGGCAGGAGAAGCAAGGUGCUAUUCGACUGGCUUUACUUGUCACUGUGGUCUUCUGCAUCUGUUGGCUGCCGUACAACGUCACCUUACUUCUAAAAACGGUUGCAGACUGGAAGCUGAUCUCCUAUGAGAGCUGCAGAGCAUUCAUCCAAAUACAAACAGCCCUAGAUGUGACAGAGAGCCUGGGUUUCUCACACUGCUGCCUAAACCCCUUUCUGUACGCCUUUGUUGGGGUGCGAUUUCGCAACGAGCUGAUAGAGUUACUCUGUAGACUGGGCUGCAGCCGCGCAUGUUUGCGCUUCUUCAGAGCCUACAGUCACACUCGUCCAUCAAGUUCUGAUUGUGCAACAUCCAACAGCACAAUGUGAGACAGCGAUUAACGGCAACCAUAGUUCACAUGCCAAUGUGA